Molecule: messenger RNA, 2331 nt
Organism: Eruca vesicaria subsp. sativa (arugula)
Lineage: Eukaryota; Viridiplantae; Streptophyta; Magnoliopsida; Brassicales; Brassicaceae
Source: the annotation of a GenBank genome assembly
UUCUAUCCCAAACUUUUCCACAGACAAGAGAAGAUCCAUCUCUCUCUCUUCUCUUCUCCUCUCUCUCCAUUGUUCAAAUUGAGCUGUCUUCACUUCCAGUGUCCCAUCGAAGAAGAGAAACUAGAAUCGUCACCCUAAAUGCUUCUUCUCUAGGGUCACUUUACCAAUCUCCCAAUUCUAGGUUAAUUUUGAUAACAACAUCAAAGCUUUCUAUGGACAAAGCUUCUUCACAAGAAUGUCCUUAUCCAGGAUGUUUCUUCUGUGUAAUGAAAGAAGGAAACCCAAACAAACGAAGAUCCUGCAUCCUCAAAUUCUUCCGUGACCUCCCUUCACAAGACGACGAUGGUCAAGUCCUCCCAAUAAGCGGUCUCUGGAACACAGCAAUGGCACACCCUAACGACCCUGAGUUCAUAGACCUCGGUAUCUUCGAGUGCAUGUCCGCUCUCAUCUGGAAAGGACUCAAAAACCGUCGCUGGCUAUCUCACGACCAGAACAUCUACAUCCCUUACUACGCAGCUCACAUCAUCGGUUCCUACACCAUGAACAUGGAGGAGUUUGCUGAGAGAGCUGUGGAGGCUGGAGUGAUCCCACCGCUCGUUGAGCUUUUGAGAGGUAGGCUUACUUGGGUUGAGCAGAGAGUUGCGGUUCGUGCUUUAGGGCAUUUAGCUACUUACCAAACAACUUUCUCUGCCGUUGCAAACCAUGGUGAGAUUCUUGAGUUGGCUAUACAGCUUGGGAUGAGUUCUUUGGAGAUUGUUUAUUCUCAUUUUUAUCAGUAUCCGGAUCGGAGGUUGAGUUAUCAUUGUGAUUUGCUGACACGUGGCAUGGGAGGUGUUGAGAUGGAGUCUAGAAAGGCUGAGGAGUGGGCUAGUCAGUUGCAGUGUUGGUCUCUUCAGUUGAUAAAUUGUUUCGCCUUUAAACCUGAGUUUUUGCCUACUUUGUGUAAGCCUGAGUUUUUAGUGAGUCUUCCUGUUAUGUGGGGAGGGCUUGUGAAUGAGAAUUCUCCAGCUGGGAUUGGUUUGCUUAGGACAAUCUGUCAGCAUAAACUCGGACGUGGACCUGUCUCUUCCUGUUCUGGAAUGAUGGAGGCGUUGUGUAAUAUCGCUCGCUCUUCUGAUGAUUGGCAGUAUAUGGCUAUUGAAUGUCUUCUUUGGCUGCUUCAGGAUCCGAAUACUUCUCACAAAGUGGUUGAUAAAGUUGUGCCAACGCUUGUGGAUUUAGCUGAGAUCACAAAUUUGGGAGAUCACAAGAAGCUUGGAGAUUCCAUUGUUAGUGUUCUUCAAGAGUGUAACUCCUCCAUGGGGAGCCGUUCAAGGGAGUUGAUAGAAGAGACGGUGAGUUCUAGACAGAGACUCAAGUGGGAGAAGAGUAUGCCUAAAGAGGAUCUUCACAUCAAGCAAGCAGCAGCUUUGGUUGUAAAACUCGAAGGAAACUCUCUCUUUUCAUCAGGAGACAUUGCAGGUGCAGCUGAGAAGUACUCUGAAGCAUUGUCUCUAUGUCCAAUGAGGUCAAAGAAGGAGAGAGUUGUGUUAUACAGCAACCGAGCUCAGUGUCAUCUCCUGCUUCAACAGCCUCUGGUUGCUAUAAGCGACGCCACACGUGCUCUCUCCUUGCACAACCCUGUGAACAGACAUGCAAAGAGUCUUUGGAGAAGAGCUCAGGCUUAUGAUAUGUUGGGAUUAGCUAAAGAGAGUUUGUUAGAUGCCAUUCUGUUUAUUAAUGAGUGUUCUCAGUCCAAUGAUCCGGAUCUCUCCAUGAGACAGAACAAGGUUCCUGAUUACGCAGAGAGGUUGGUGAAGAAGCAGAUGAGAGCUGCUUGGUUGUUUAAAGAAGCGGCGUUGAAGCAUGGAGGUGUGCAUAGGAAAGGAGAAGAGAGGGAAGUGUAUGGUAAUGAGAGUGAUGAUUCUGAGUGGGAGACUGCUAGUGAGAGUGAUAUUGGAGAUGAUGGAAGGGAUCAUAUGGGACUUGAUGAUGAUGAGGAAGAGGAAGUUGAAGGCCAUGGAGAGAAGUGGAAGAACCGGGAUAAAUCUGCUGAUAAAGCUUCUGCUAAAGGUAUGAGGCAUGGAUACAACAUAAAGCUAGCAGAAGAGGAAAUGUGAAGAAGACCAAUGCAACAAGGUCCUUGAGAGAAGUUGAGAAGAAAAAAAUUGUUUGUUUUGUUUUUUCCAGUGAUUUUAUUUAUUUUUGUUUUGGUGUGUAUGUAACUAAGAAUUAUUCAAGAGGAUGUGAGUUUCAAUUUGUAUAAAUUACAUUCUCUCUUGUGUUAAGAAAUGAUUUUAUUGGGAGAUUUGUUGAUUUUCUUUGUCAAUGAUUAGGAGAGAUUUUAGAUGG